AUGUCUCUAAACUCGACAGAUAAUGAGUUGCUCUUUGAGCAGUGGAGGGACCAGAUUGUGCCACGGUCCUUCAACGCGGGCUUUGUGACGUUGAGCUAUGUGGUCAGUCUGAUUGGGGCGGCGUCAACAUUAGAGUUGAUCAACCGGAGGACAGCCCCCAAGGGGAAAAUCAACCACUUGUUGCUCAUCAGUGCGGCUGUCACAAUGGGUGGCAUCGCUAUCUGGUGCAUGCAUUUUAUCGGGAAUCGAGCUAUCCAGAUGGCGGGCGGGGAGGCACCGCUUCAGAUUGCUUAUUCCAGUGGUUUCACGGCCUUUUCGUUCUUUAUGCCGAUUCUUGUCCUGGUCGCCGCCUUUGUGGCCAUCGGAACCAACGACAAGGUCUCGUGGUGGCGUGUUGCCAUCGGGGGCACACUCGCUGGCGCUGCCAUUUGCGGCAUGCAUUACCUGGGCAACGCCUCCAUCAAUAACUACGUGUGUAUUUACAACAUUGCCAACGUCGUAGGGGCGGCUUUGAUUGCGGUGGCUGCUAGUAUCAUCGCCCUCUCGCUGUUCUUCGUCUUUCGGGCGGGGUGGACCAGCUCGUGGUGGAAGCGCAUCAUAUCGGCUGUGCUGUUGGCUGGUGCUGUGUCGGGUAUGCACUGGUGUGCUUCGACGGGCACAUCCUACAAGUUGAUCGCGCUCGCCGGGGACAACAACCAACUUUCGAGGAACGAAACCGUCAUUGUCGUUAUAUGUCUGUCUGUGGGGGCCUGUCUCGUCAUGGCAAGCUUUGCCAUGUACACCGCUCGCAUAAUGCAGCGUUAUGCCAGCAAGGCACAGCAGGUCGUGCUGGCAGCAGCCGUGUUCGACAAGCACGGACGUGUGCUUGUCAGCCCGGACGGGUUGCUGCCCAGCGAGAAGAUCACUGACUCCUUCCUGGAGAAGACGCCACAGGACUCGUUUACGGUGGCCCACCCGCUCUUCCACUGGAUGUUCCAGGCCUCGAGGAACUGGUCCAGCAUCACCAGCAUCAUCAACGGGAUUUCGAAUCACCUGUCCCACCUUCCACACAACGGGCGCGACAAUUCCAGGGGCGGCAUCAAGCUCAUCACAGACCAUGGUGAGCUCAUCGAGAACUACGACGUCAUCUUCCGCGAGCUGUUCUGCGCAGCCGCCGCGGGGCUGGCAGACAAAAUGAAGACGCAGCUGACCAACGUCGGGAUCUUGUGGGACGAGAUCCUACCGACCGGCGCGGGCGGGCGGGCUCAAGCUCAAGCCCGCCAGAACCAGCAGGGCGCCGAGAACGCGGCCGGCGGCGAGGGCCAGGCGCAGCGUGGGGCAGAUGGCAUCCACGGCGCGAGCCUCGAGGACCUUGCGGAGAAGGGUGUGGUCCGCCAGCCGUACCAGGAGUUUGGGCGAGGCAGCCUCAUGUUCCUGGUGCGGCGUGUCGAGAACACGCGUGACAUGGAGAGCCUGGCCGCCGCGGGCUACCGGUUCGCCGAGCUGCACCAGGUCAGCGGCAUCAUCGGGUCAACGAUGCAGAUUAAGACGCGUAGCAUCGAGAACAAGCUGCGAACCAUGUCAGCGUUCGCGGAGAACAACGCGAUGCUGGAGCCCGGGGUGCACGUGGGGUUCUUUGGAGUCCAGGCGCGGGUGAACAACGCAUACGGGUUCGACGUGCUGGCGCGGCGAAACGCGCGCAACCUACUGCCGUCGGUGCAGAUGCCGCUGGCACGGCUGGACGCGUGGCAGAUGAACUUCCUCCGGCAGUUUGAGCGGAUGACACCACACCACAUCGCGAGGCGGCUGGCUGGGCUGAAGAACAUCUCGCACAAGGAGAUGAUGUUCGCAUCGCAGCUGACAGACAGCAUCGAGUCGCUGCGUGGGUGGGUCGAGGACGCCAUCUUCGACGAGGCGGUGCUUUGCUCCAAGACCGUCGAGGUGCCGUGCCGGCCGGUGUCGGCGGGCUCAUCACCUGGCACCUGCACGGUGAUCUCGUUCAGGAUCGUGGUGCCGAUCCACCUAAACGUGGAGAGUCCCAAGUGCGAAUUCGUGCCGCUCAACAUGUUCAAGGUGCACCAGCUCGUGUACCAGGACUCGCCGAACCACCUCGCAUUCACGCGGUCGGUGCAUCGCGAGCUGGCGCCCAUCAUCAACGCCGUGCCGGCCGGGGUGGCGACGAGGUCGGGCAGGACGGCAGGGGCGGCGACGUCGCACUCGAGGCGGGCGUCGCUGCGGGACGCGAGGAUGGCGAGCCGGCUGUUUAGGAGCGGACGGCCGCAGACGUCGGGCAGCGAGCGGGGCGGGGCCGUGGACGGGGACGGCGUGCCGAUCCCGACGACGCUGCACCGUGGGUCGUCGUGGGGGGCGGGGUCGGGCAAGUCGAGCUCGACGUUGAAGCUGUGGAACGGCAGGCCGAGUAACGGGGGCGAGACAAGCCCCGGGGUGGGGUCGGUGGACUCGGCGUCGGAGGCGGUGCUCCACGGGCUGGCGCCGCCGGCGUACGCGAUGGAGGAGCUACACUCGCCCAUGUCGCCGGCGCCGCCGCCUCACACGCCAGGCGCGCUGCCGUCACCGUCGCCGGCGCCGCACGCCAUGUCCGGGCCGCCACAGCAAGCAUCAUCGUUUGGCGGGAUCAUGGUGUCGCAGGAGAUCACGGUCAACGUGCAGCGGGCAGGCGAGGUAAACGAGGGGUCCGGGGGCAGCCAGUAUAGUGGGCAUGGGCGGCAGUCGUUCUCUCGGGCGGGCUCGUCGCUGCUGCGGAGAAGGGCGAGCGAGAGCGGCGGGCACGGGCCCGGGGCCGGGGCGGCAGAGGCCAGGAGCCACCGCGGGAUUGAGAUGAGGCCGAUCGGUGGUCACGGCAACGACCGAUCGAGCGUGCACAUUGGGUCCGGGGUGCAGGUUUCAAACGUGGAGGCGGAGAAGCUGACGGAAGCGCCGACGUUUGUGGAUGAGCUGUUUGGGUUCUGCGUGGAAGGGAGGUGA
Molecule: messenger RNA, 2964 nt
Organism: Diaporthe citri
Lineage: Eukaryota; Fungi; Ascomycota; Sordariomycetes; Diaporthales; Diaporthaceae
Exons: 4
Coding region: 1-2964 (987 amino acids)
Source: RefSeq, a predicted model, not a curated record